This is a messenger RNA of Tilletiaria anomala UBC 951, 4374 nucleotides long. Its product is annotated as putative myosin I. Bases 232 to 4179 code for a protein of 1315 amino acids. Gene Ontology annotation, cellular component: cell tip; actin cytoskeleton; vesicle. Lineage: Eukaryota; Fungi; Basidiomycota; Exobasidiomycetes; Georgefischeriales; Tilletiariaceae. The transcript has 6 exons. Gene Ontology annotation, molecular function: microfilament motor activity; ATP binding; actin filament binding. The record is from RefSeq and is a predicted model, not a curated record. Gene Ontology annotation, biological process: vesicle transport along actin filament; actin filament organization; endocytosis.
AUUUGCUAUACGUCCAUCCGCCAGAGUCCGCACUGGUAGCUCGGGCGAGGAGUGUUUCAGAUCGCGCCAGAGCUUUCCCAACCUGUGCUGACAGGCUUUGAUUCGCGCACCUGACGCGACCUUGCUGUGCGCUUGCUGUCCUUCCACCCAGCGCGUCUUCGUCUGUCGCGGUCGCAAGCGCAGCAACAAGGAGCCCCAGUAACUGUAUCAAGAACCUGCCAAUCAGCGAGCAUGGCUAUUUCGAAAAAAGCUGGGAAGAAAGGUGCAGGAGGCGUGGCGGCGCCGCCAAAGGCCGCUAAAAAGGGGGGCAGCACCUAUGCACCUGGAGGAGUUACCAAGGCAGAUUGGCGCGAGGGAUUUAAGAAGCCUCAGGCCGGCGUCAGCGAUAUGACCCUGCUAAGCCAAGUGACGAACGAAGCCAUCAACGAAAACUUGAAGAAGCGCUUUCAGAAUGCUGAGAUAUAUACCUAUAUUGGCAAUGUGCUCAUUUCGGUCAAUCCUUUCCGUGAUCUUGGCAUAUACACCGAAGAGAUCCUUGCCUCUUAUCGCGGCAAGAACCGUCUGGAGAUGACGCCGCACGUAUACGCCAUUGCAGAAGGUGCUUACUACAAUAUGCAGGCUUACAAGGAGAACCAAUGCGUCAUUAUCUCCGGCGAGAGUGGUGCAGGAAAGACGGAAGCGGCCAAGCGGAUCAUGCAGUACAUUGCUGCUGUCAGUGGAGGCAGCUCGAGUGGAAUCCAAGAUAUCAAGGAUAUGGUGCUUGCGACCAACCCUUUGCUCGAAAGUUUCGGAUGCGCCAAGACGCUGCGAAACAAUAACUCUUCGCGACACGGCAAAUACCUAGAGAUCAUGUUCAACUCGCAGGGGGAGCCCGUCGGCGCAAAUAUCACCAACUAUCUGCUCGAAAAGGGGCGCGUCGUGCAACAGAUUCGCGAUGAGCGCAACUUCCACAUAUUCUAUCAGUUCUCCAAAGCUGCGUCUGCUGCGCAGCGCGAAAGCUUUGGCGUCCAGGGCCCAGAGGCGUAUGCCUACACGGCAAAUUCACAGUGUCUCGAUGUGAACGGAAUCGAUGAUGUGGCUGACUUUGGGGAGACAAUCAACGCCAUGAACAUCAUUGGCCUGUCGGCAGAUGAGCAGGAGAAUGUCUUCCGCAUGCUCGCUGCGAUUCUUUGGCUGGGUAACACUCAGUUUGUAGAGAUGGAAGAUGGGAACGCGCAGAUUUCCGAUUUGGGCGUGACGGACUUUGUUGCUUACCUACUGGAAGUCGACUCGACCGCAGUUGUCAAGGCCCUUACCCAGCGCAUCAUGGAGACCCAACGCGGCGGCAGGCGCGGUUCCGUUUACGAGGUCCCGCUGAAUCCUGCGCAAGCAGCUUCCGUGCGUGAUGCCCUGUCCAAGGCCAUCUACAACAACAUGUUCGAUUGGAUCGUUGAACGCGUCAACACGUCCAUGAAGGCGCGUGCCGUUUCGGCCAACGUGAUUGGCGUCCUGGAUAUCUACGGCUUUGAGAUAUUCGAGAACAACUCAUUCGAACAGCUUUGUAUCAACUACGUCAACGAAAAGCUGCAGCAGAUUUUUAUUGAACUCACUCUCAAGAAGGAGCAGGAAGAAUACGCAACUGAGCGUAUUCAGUGGACACCGAUCAAGUACUUCAACAACAAGAUUGUAUGCGAUCUCAUCGAAGAGAAGCGACCGCCUGGAAUUUUUGCAGCGCUCAAUGACGCUUGCGCCACUGCGCAUGCGGACCCUACCGCCGCCGACAACUCUUUUGGCCAGCGUCUCAGCAUGCUCAGCUCAAACCCCCACUUUGACUCGCGUGGAUCCAAGUUCUUGGUCAAGCACUACGCCGGUGAUGUGAUGUACAACGUGAUGGGCAUGACGGACAAGAACAAGGAUGCGCUUCUGAAGGAUAUCCUUGACUUGGUCGACAGCUCUCAGAAUAAGUUCCUCGGUGUUCUGUUUCCCCAUCGUCCUGAUCCGAAUAGUAAAAAGCGCCCACCGACGGCUGGAGACCGCAUCAAGGCAUCUGCAAACGCACUUGUUGAAAAUUUGAUGAAGGCGCAGCCCUCGUACAUCCGCACGAUCAAGCCGAACCAAAACAAGAGUCCGACCGAGUAUGACAACACCGCGAUCUUGCAUCAGAUCAAGUACCUCGGUCUGCAGGAGAACAUCCGCGUCCGACGUGCGGGCUUUGCGUACAGGAAUACUUUCGAGAAGAUGGUCGAGCGAUUCUAUCUGCUGUCUCCGCAUACGUCAUACGCAGGCGAAUACAUCUGGCAAGGCGAUGCCAAGAGCGGAUGCGAACAGAUCCUCAAAGACACGGGCAUCGCGAAAGAGGAGUGGCAAAUGGGCGUCACUAAAGCUUUCAUCAAAAAUCCUGAGACUCUAUUUGCGCUUGAGACCAUGCGUGAUAGGUACUGGCACAACAUGGCCAUGCGUAUCCAGAGAGCUUACCGCAACUAUCUAAGAUACAAGAACGAGUGUGCUAAACGAAUUCAGCGUAUGUGGAUGAACAAGAAGGAAACUCUCGUGUAUGCUCAGAUGAGGGACUACGGCCAUCAAGUUCUGGCAGGAAGGAAAGAGCGACGUCGAUUUUCGCUCAUCAGCAUGCGUCGCUUUACCGGAGAUUACUUGGAUGUCGGCGGUAGCAGUGUUGAAGGUGAAAUGCUGCGGCAGGCUUCUGGCUUUGGUUCGACCGAAUCGGUUGUGUUCAGCACUCGUAUUCAGCUGCUGGUCUCGCGCUUGGGCCGUUCGUCCAAGCCGAGCCCACGCUUCUUUAUUAUGACCGAUAAGGCUGUCUACAUCUUGGUCACCCAGCUCGUCAACAAGCAGCCACAGACCACGUGCGAGAGGAGAAUUCUGCUCGGCCAGAUCACCAAUGUAGGGCUUUCGGCGUUGCGAGAUGAUUGGGUCAUUUUGAACAUAGCAGGGUCUCACGAGGAGCCAGAUCCGGUCUUCCACUGCUACUUCAAGACCGAACUCGUCGCUACCCUCCUGCAGAGAACCAACGGCGGCCCUAACGUCACGGUGUCAAAUCAAUUGGAGUAUUCAAAAAAGAAGGACAAGAAGGCUUCCAUCACGUUCAAGAAAGACGAGACCAUUCCGCGUGACGAUGUUUACAAGAGCUCGACGGUGUCUGUUCCAAGCGGUGAGCCUGCUGGCAGCCUCUCGCGUCCUCCAGCAAAGAAAAAGCCUGGUGUCGUGCGUCCGAUCACCUCUGGCAAGCUGCUGCGUGCAGGUGGACCAAGCAAUGCGAACAACAGGCCCAAGCCGCGUGCCAUGCCGAAGCCAGCCGCCAAACCAGUGACCCUACCGACACGUGCACCCUCCGUUGGUACUGGAACUGGCCUUAAGGCUGCCACAUCGGUCGUAACAAAUAGGGGCUCCCCCAUCGUCCCGCGAGCUGCGUCUACUGGACGAUCCGGCCCAGCCCCACCCCCUCCACCGCCCGCUGCAGCUGCGAUACCUGAUGAACCUGUUGUUCCAAUGUAUAAGGCGCUCUACGACUUCGAUACGCAGGAAAGCGGUGAGAUGGCGCUCACGAAGGACGAGCACGUCGAGGUUACGCAGAAGGAGGACAAUGGAUGGUGGCUCAUUAAAAAAGAUGGUUUAGAAGGCUGGGCGCCCUCGACGUACCUCGAACUGGUGCCACCCAAGCCCAAACCGUUGAGUCGGCCGACUGCUCCACCAGCAGCCAAAAGGCCACCACCUGCGGCUCCUGGAGCAUCAAGCGCUACAAAUGGCAGUCCAGCAGUGAGUCGCGCUGCCUUUGUCGCAGCGACAAGCGCACCCAAGCCUGAAGCUGCUCCUGUGCUCACCGCCAAGCCAGCUGUGCUGCCGAAGGCGGCGGUGACAGCAAAGCCGGCAACUGUGUCAAAACUGCACGAGCGACCGUCUUCGGUGGCCCCAGACGCGGGUGCAGCACCGGUAGCUGUCAUGCCAGGCAUGGGAAACCCGGGCGGCUUCGCAGCGGUCCUGGCAGCAAAGAAAGCAGCGAAUGCCGCAGCUGCCAACGGCGGCGCCACCAAUGGCGCGCCAGCUGCUCCCGCGGGUUCGAAUAAGCCACCGCUUCCUCUAAAACCAGGAGGAGCCAAGCUUCCAGCAAUUCCUGCCAAGCCAGGUGCCGGUGCUGCGGCUGGGGGAAGGGUUAUGCCUCCACCUCCACCUAGAAGACCAUAACGAUGUAAAUGACGGUGGAAUUAUGGGAUACCUGCGUUGCCUGUUGGAAACACGAGCAGUUUGAGAUGCAAGUAGAUGGUAGAAUCUGGAUGAGCAAUCGCGUCGCGUCGCGUCUUUCCCGUCGUCACCCAUUGGCCAAGUACAAUAGAGACCAACAAUCUACCUUCAGACUUUGUCGACAUAGUCCGAAAUGGG